This is a messenger RNA of Cucumis sativus (cucumber), 898 nucleotides long. Its product is annotated as auxin-induced protein X10A. Gene Ontology annotation, biological process: response to auxin. The record is from RefSeq and is a predicted model, not a curated record. Bases 100 to 561 code for a protein of 153 amino acids. The transcript has a single exon. Lineage: Eukaryota; Viridiplantae; Streptophyta; Magnoliopsida; Cucurbitales; Cucurbitaceae.
UCAAAUCCCCAAAACGAAACAACCCCGCAAACGCACUACAAGAAAAAGCGCUUUUAUCGUUUCUCCUUUUUGCAAUCACCUUCACCGGAGAAAACCAAUAUGUCACCGGAGACCUCAAAAAGCCACAAGAUCCGUCGCAUUGUCCGCCUCCGUCAAAUGCUUCAACACUGGCGCAAGAAAGCACGUGCAGCUGCUUGUACAGCACCGCCAUCCGACGUUCCCGCCGGUCACAUCGCCGUCUGCGUCGGCACCGGCUGUCGUCGAUUCAUCGUCCGCACAACCUUCCUUAACCAUCCGAUCUUCCUUAAGUUACUCUCACAAGCGGAAGAAGAAUACGGCUUCGAAACCCGAGGUCCUCUGGCUCUUCCCUGUGACGAAUCGGUCUUUGAAGAGGUUCUCCGAGUCGUCGCUCACUCUGAGUUGAGUAACUCAUCGCGAACUUCCAAUCUUAAGGAUUUAACAAGGCGAUGCGAUGAAGAUGUUAGAAGUAAAAACCUCGAGUUCUUAGGCGAAUCGAGACCUUUACUCUAUGGAUUUUCCGAUAAUAAAUCCGUUUGUUGAAGAGUUGUUGAGGUGAGUUGCCGCCGAGUCGACUCGGAGGAUCGAUGAAUCGAGUUGCGCUGAGUGGAUAAACCUCUUCUCUUUUACUUUAUGUGCUAACAAAUAUCAUAGCCGUAAAAUUAUCGGUUUAUAUUGAAGCUACGGGUCCUCCUUCGGUCAGAUUUGGCCGGAGAGACGGCCAUUAACGGCAAGUCUGUCGGCGUGGAAUCGGAGGUUCGUUUUUUUUUUUUAAAUUCCUCUUUUCUUUCAUAGCUUGUAAAUGCCCUAAUGAGAGGCUUCCAUUAACUUUUCUUAGUAGAAAUUAAUUGAAGAAAAUUAUACAUCAAAUCUUCCUUCA